Molecule: messenger RNA, 498 nt
Organism: Cinara cedri
Lineage: Eukaryota; Metazoa; Arthropoda; Insecta; Hemiptera; Aphididae
Source: the annotation of a GenBank genome assembly
AUGUUAGAUGAAAUUCUAAAAGAUAAAUUCGUUUCGGGAUUCCUGCAUGGUACAAUUCUGGAUCGAGUCUGUGAGGAAGAUUAUUCAAAGUCGUUAAAUGACACAUUAAACGUGGCGUUGAUGAAAGAAACGUGUGUCGAACUAGAGUCUGAUAUUGUGGCAGUUAACAAGCUCAAGGCGAACUCAAGAAAUUACAGAUUGGAUAAGCCAAGGUGGUCAAACCACUUAAAUAAAAAGGAAGCAGCAGUUGGCGUUUCAAUUACAGGAGCGGUUUUCAAUAACGGACAGUCAAAAGGAUGUUUUGCUUGUGGUAAACUCAAUCAUGAUUUUAAUAAAUGUAAGUAUAGAUCUUAUAAGUGUAAAAUAUGCCAAACAUUUGGUCAUUUAGCAAUGUGUAUCCAACAAAAUAACAUAAUAGCGAUAGUGAUGGUAAAAGAAAUAACAAAAGUGUUAAGACAAAUGCAUAUGUUGAGACUGAGAGUAAAGAUAAUGAUGUAG